Amyelois transitella is the source of this 1191-nucleotide messenger RNA. RefSeq lists its product as uncharacterized. NCBI's taxonomy places the organism in Eukaryota, Metazoa, Arthropoda, Insecta, Lepidoptera, Pyralidae. The transcript has 3 exons. The coding region runs from base 260 to 1129 and encodes 289 amino acids. The record is from RefSeq and is a predicted model, not a curated record. Gene Ontology annotation, molecular function: protein binding.
AGUGUCAAUUCAAAACAAAGUCAAAAAAUCAAAACAUUGUACCUAAUUACUUUAGGUAUUAAUUUAUUUCCCAUGUCUUCGUAGUUUUCCUCUUGAUUUUCCAUUACUUAUUAUUUUCCAUGAAAACAGAUUGCGAGCAGUUUUGUUUAUAGUGUUUCCUGACCUAAACUACGAACUACUGCGCUUUACAACUCCAUUGGAAUUGGACACAUCGCUUUCCCAUUUUUACAAAUAUAAGCCAUACAUUUAAUCAACCGAAAUGAAUAAUGAAACGAUUGUUAGUUCAAGGCCUGACCGGGAAAUAAGGAAAACGAUCAUCUCUCCUGGUGACUACACGAUUGUCCCUUACGAAGACUCUCGAUGCCGAAUAACCUUGUCUGAAAUAAAAUGUACAAACGACGGCGGGAACUGCGAGAUCGAAGCAGAGAGUCGUGUGUUUAGUGAUUCUUUUGACGGGAAUGUCUUGAUCGGAGACUGUGACUGUUUUAUUGAUAGAGAUUUCGAGUUAGCGCUUCAGCAAAUGUGUUUGGGGGAAGUUAGUGAGGUGAAGAUGGUGUAUAGGGACGGUGAAGGGUCGCUGGUGAAGGAGAUCUCUUGUAAAGUCGAGUUAAGGGAAGUGACAGAAGAACAGCUGAUCAGUGAUUGGAGUUGGCAGCGGCUGCAAGAGGCAGCUGUUUAUCAUAAGGAUUGUGGAGUGAAACUAGUUGGUGAGAAGCGGAUAAUGGAUGCCUUUAGGAGAUUCAACAAAGCAUUCAAGUUUGUCACUGCUAUAGAACCCAUUGACCCUGAGCUGAUCGACGAGGAGGCUGUCAAAGAGCUGGUGGACUUAAAGGUAAAACUUUACAACAAUUUAGCCCACUGCCAACUCCAUUACAAGGAAUAUGAUGCAGCCUUGGAGCUAUGCAACAAAGCUCUGAAGUAUGACCCGGACAGCUUAAAAGCUCUCUACAGGCGGUGCACAGCUUACAUCGGCCUUCGGAAGUACGAGGAAGCCUGGACGGACAUACAGCAUGUGUUGAGGCUCGAUCCUAAUGAUAAGGCAGCUCAGAACAAGGCCACCCAACUCAGACCGAAGGUGGAGAAGAUUCAGAAGGAAUAUACCAGUGUCAUUAAGAAAAUGUUCAGUUAGUUUAGUAUGUGUGAUGUAAAUUGUAAAUAUUAUUUAAGAAAUAAAAAAUGCAUUUAUUAUGA